Molecule: messenger RNA, 1275 nt
Organism: Danio rerio (zebrafish)
Lineage: Eukaryota; Metazoa; Chordata; Actinopteri; Cypriniformes; Danionidae
Source: RefSeq, a predicted model, not a curated record
GCAGCUCGGCACGACUGAGCCUCCUCAGAAAAGCAGAGGAGUGAAUGCUGGAAGUUCCUCAUAUUCAUUCAUCUGUGUUCAGGAUGUUUCUUUGCACGUUUAGGAACUCGAGUGCAAAUGAUAAUAAACUAGAUCUGACGGAAACAUCUGUGAACUUUGAACUGACAAACUGCUGACAUUCCACAGCUGCCUCAUGUGACCGAGUGCAGUUCAGUCAGACACGAACAGACCACACAGUGGAUUAAGAAAACGACAAUGACCAAAUUAAACAUGCACAUCGUGAUCCGCCACUAUCAACCCUCCGACCGCGAGGCUGUGGAAACAGUUUUCCGGGAGGCAAUAGAAGAGCACAUCAAUCCCGCAUUCAUGUAUGCUAUGACCCGACCGCUGCACAUCACCAUAAGCCUCUUCAUUUACGUCAGCGCUUACAUACUAAGCACAUACUCCCUGGUUCUAUCCUUGAUGUGUGGAGGAUCCUGGAUAGGCCUGGUCUACUUCUGCUGCCAUGAGUUUUAUGCUGGAUACGUCCGCUCCAGACUCAACACGGACAUGAAGGAUAUUUCUGCGUACUACCUCGAAAAUCCUGACAACUGCUUCUGGGUUGCAGAAGCUGAGAUUGAAGGCCGGCCUCAGGUUUUGGGUAUGGUUGCUGUGGAGGGUAAAAAGGGGUCUGAAAAGUAUGGAGAGCUUUACAGGAUGAUUGUUUCAUCCGCUUGUCGCCGUACUGGACUUGGUGUAAAGUUGGCUCAGACUGCUGAAGACUUCUGCAGGGAGCGCGGCUUCUCAAAGAUCAUGCUUUCCACUUCUUCGACACAGAAAGCAGCCGUGGCGUUGUAUUUCAAGCUGGGUUUUAAACUCCUCCGGGUUCACACUCAGACUGAGAGCAUGCAGUGGAUGAUCUGGAUGACCAGAGCCACCAUUCUGACCAUGGAGAAGAAGAUCUGAUCUUUAAAAAACUUUUAUAAGGAGUUUAAAUAGUUUUUAAUAAUCAUACUUGAUAAAAACAGUCUGCAGAAACACUUCUGCCUUUGUAUGUGUCAUCAGAGGGGGAAAGCCCGCUAGUGACCAUCUCUCCCUCAUUAGCAUAGACGGCCCUGAGUGAGAAGCAGCAUAUUAGAGUUUUCCAACCAAGGCGCAAUCUGAAUAUAUACCGAUAUAUACAUUACUAGAGUGCCAAAUAUGUUCCAAGAGGUACAUUUUUUGAAGUUUUUGAGAAUCCACCAGAGGCUGCUGUGAAUGCUUUUUCAGAUCUCAGAUUUCUCUCGCGAGUGCUAU